AUGUCGUCGUGCGCGGCUGUGACGGCGCCCACGACGGGCCCUCCGCUUCCGCCCUCGGCCUCGCGGCUUCCCCAGACGGCGCAGCUGGAUGCGCUGCUGACCAUUAUCCGCAACAAGGACACGCCGCGCUCCGACUUUAUCUUCUACUCUGACCGCAUCAUCCGGCUGCUGGUCGAGGAAGGGCUCAACCACCUGCCCACGCUGCCCAAGACGGUGCAGACGCCGACGGGCAUGCCCUACGACGGCGUAUCCUUCGAGGGGCGCAUCUGCGGCGUCUCGAUCCUGCGCGCCGGCGAGGCCAUGGAGCAGGGCCUGCGCGAGUGCUGCCGCAGCGUGCGCAUCGGCAAGAUCCUCAUCCAGCGCGACGAGGAGACGGCCCAGCCCAAGCUCUUCUACGCCAAGCUGCCCGAAGACAUCGCCGACCGCUGGGUGCUCCUCCUCGACCCCAUGCUCGCCACCGGCGGAUCGGCACUCAAGGCCAUCGAGGUCCUCACCGACCACGGCGUCAAAAAGGAGCGCAUCCUCUUCCUCAACCUCAUCGCCAGCCCAGAGGGCCUCCAGAACAUGUGGACAAAAUACCCGCAGGUCCGCGUCAUCAGCGCCUGGGUCGACGAGAAGCUCGACGACAAGAGCUACAUCAUCCCCGGUCUCGGAGACUACGGCGACCGAUACUACAGCGGCUGA
Molecule: messenger RNA, 684 nt
Organism: Pseudozyma flocculosa PF-1
Lineage: Eukaryota; Fungi; Basidiomycota; Ustilaginomycetes; Ustilaginales; Ustilaginaceae
Exons: 2
Coding region: 1-684 (227 amino acids)
Source: RefSeq, a predicted model, not a curated record